Molecule: messenger RNA, 1087 nt
Organism: Seriola aureovittata
Lineage: Eukaryota; Metazoa; Chordata; Actinopteri; Carangiformes; Carangidae
Gene: s100s
Product: S100 calcium binding protein S
Exons: 4
Coding region: 97-462 (121 amino acids)
Molecular function (GO): calcium ion binding
Source: RefSeq, a predicted model, not a curated record
UCUGCCUUGGCUCUGUCUCCUGCACCUCUUCAAAGACAAAGGAGGCCCUCCAUCAGCACUCAGUCUCUCCACGAGUCCAGCACGAGAAGCUCCACCAUGCCGGACACAAUCAUGUCCAAGGAGCCCAGUUCCAACCUGGAGAGUGCCAUGCAGAUGCUCAUAAAGACCUUCCACAAAUACUCGGGGAAGGAGGGCGACAAGUACACGCUGAGCAGGGGUGAGCUGAAGGAGCUGCUACUAGAGGAGCUGGGCAGUUAUUUAGGGAGCUCCAAAGAUAAUGAAGCAGUUGAGAAGGUGAUGAACGACUUGGACGCCAACAAUGACGGGGAGGUGGACUUCACCGAGUUCAUCAUCCUGAUGGGCGCCCUCACGGUCGCCUGCAACGACUUCUUCCUGGAGUACAAAACAGAUGACAAACCAAAAGACGGAAGCAAAGGCGAGUCGGCGGAGAAGAAAGAUUGAAUCAGUGCAAGAAUGGGGGCCGGGGGGGUGGGGGGAGAGAGUGGGAGCUGAGAGGUGGAAAGAGGGAGAAGAAAAGGAGGAGGGGGAGGAAGAGGGGGAAGAACUGUAAAUCAUGAGAGAUAGAGGAGCGAGUUGCUACGGAAUUUUGUCUUAUGCAAUUUGUAAACACCCCGGCUACACAUAAGGGAAGGGUCCAGCAGAGAGUUUGUGGGUUCACAGAGCAUGGGGCAUUCAGCAGGAGUAGUGUUUUCCCUCUGCAACUGUUUUUCAUACCACAGCAUAUCCGGAGCUUGCUGCACUGUUCUCAGAGCAGUGAGUGACUUUACAUACAGAACAGGGUAAACUCCAACUCCUUACAACUCAAGUUCAGCCGUUUUGACAGUAUCCUGUGAGAAUAAGGCGCUGGUUUUUUGCAGAAGGCAGACCAGGAUGUUUAAGCAUUUGUUGCACAUAAAUGACUUGUGAACAUAUAUUAAGUUACAGAUUAUCAUAUUAUUGUAUGUACUCAGUGUUGAACAAUAGGAUGUGAUUUAUCCCCUUUCUUGCGCAUAUUUUGUAAUCUUUUUUUUUUUUUUGGUAAUAACCAAUGCAUUCUUCAAAAUAUUAAACAUGGCAUUUAACCAAC